AUGAAUUCUGAAAAAUGGGUCUUCAAUAUUUUAUUCCUUGUGUAUCUUUUCUUCGGACUAUGCAAUUCCACCAGUGACACCAUAACUCCGAAUCAACCCAUCAAAGAUGGUGAGCUUUUAGUGUCCAAUGGUAAGACCUUCGCACUUGGGUUUUUCAGUCCUGGAAAUGGAACAUCCAAUCGCAGGUAUGUUGGAAUAUGGUACUACAAAAUCUCUGAACAAACCGUAGUUUGGGUUGCCAAUCAAGACAACCCAAUCAAUGGUAAGUCUGGAGUAAUAUCCAUCAACCAAGAUGGAAACCUUGUCAUCUACGACGACGACAAUACCCAUAAUGUUACUUGGGAUACAAAUAUUUCAACAGCAGCUGCAACAAACAGUUAUUAUUCAGCUCGACUCUUGGAUUCGGGGAAUUUGGUGGUUAGUAAUAGUAGCAAUAAUAGUACUAUUUUUGUAUGGCAAAGUUUUGAUUAA
Molecule: messenger RNA, 471 nt
Organism: Camellia sinensis
Lineage: Eukaryota; Viridiplantae; Streptophyta; Magnoliopsida; Ericales; Theaceae
Source: RefSeq, a predicted model, not a curated record